Molecule: messenger RNA, 603 nt
Organism: Entamoeba invadens IP1
Lineage: Eukaryota; Evosea; Mastigamoebida; Endamoebidae
Exons: 1
Coding region: 1-603 (200 amino acids)
Source: RefSeq, a predicted model, not a curated record
AUGUUAACCCAAACGCCAAAGAGUAUGGAAAACGCACUCUUCAAGAAUAAGUACGACUACAAAGACUUCGAAACGUACCAGCAAGCACUUCUCUUGGGUCUCUUGAAUCAGUACUGUUCUUUCACUGUCAAGAAACAACGCAAGCAAACAACCAUAGCACAGUCAAUGCCUUUACUCAAAUGUAUCACAUUUGAUGGUGAAGAGAUCGAUCUCAUUGACUUUUCAGACUCAUUCUGCAGACCUCAACUAGAAGCCGAGUACAUUCGGGGUUUAAACAAACAAACUGCAUUCAGGCGAUAUGAAAAGAACAAGAAGGUGAUUGUUAUUAACACACUUUACGACAUAUGUCUUGAGAAGGGUUACUUUUUCAACUCCAGACUUGCAAGAAAGUCGAAGAAGACAAAGAGACUCGACCGCAUUGAGCAAGUAUUUGCUAAUGGAAAAUUGGUCUAUUCACAAGAGGAGUUGGUUGCUAUAGGAACUGAAAUCAACAAGUACUUAGUCGACCUCGUCGAAGUUAGCUUUGAGGCCACUGUGAAAAAGAACGACCCAACCAUUCAGGAAAUCCUUCAACUGGUUGUCAACUCGACUUUCUCCCAAUGA